AUGGUAAGUACAGCGGAAGAAGUGUGUGGAACGAUAAAAAGAGGUAGUAGUAAAAGAAGAGAUGCAUGGUGGAAUGAUGAAAUGAAAGAAGCUGUAAGGAAGAAGAAGAAAGCAUGGUUAGACUACUUGGCCUCUAGUAAUGAUAAGGAUAUGAGAGAGAAGAUGAAAGUAAGAUAUAAGCUGCAGAAAGUUCACACGAAAGCAUUGAUUGAGGAAGUGCGUGAAAGGUGUAGAAUGGAAGCAGACGAAAGGUUGUCGCACAAUUUUAAGGAGAUCUCCAAACUCUUCUGGAAAGAGGUUGGAAGGACCCGAAGUGGUGCGACGGCCUUAAGAAUGAACAAAGUGCUUUCGAGAACCAAUGACGCCCUCUCAGAAAAAUCGGACGUUAUGCAGCGAUGGAGCGAAUUUUAUAGAGAAAUGUAUGCAAAAUAUAAUAUGCUUACGUAUCUUGGCAGUUUUCUGUUUUCUUUAACGGUUUUUCUUUUAGGAUCUUCUUUGGAUGUGUUAUUUAUUAUGAAAUACUGUUGCUCUUUCCAAGACAUGUUUCUAAAGUGA
Parnassius mnemosyne (clouded apollo) is the source of this 555-nucleotide messenger RNA. The record is from the annotation of a GenBank genome assembly. NCBI's taxonomy places the organism in Eukaryota, Metazoa, Arthropoda, Insecta, Lepidoptera, Papilionidae.